Messenger RNA from Paramecium tetraurelia, 1203 nucleotides. RefSeq lists its product as uncharacterized. Lineage: Eukaryota; Ciliophora; Oligohymenophorea; Peniculida; Parameciidae. The record is from RefSeq and is a predicted model, not a curated record. The transcript has 4 exons.
AUGCAAUUAGAAAUUUAUAAAGAAAGAACAUCAUCAAAUGAAAAUACUCAGUAAAACAAAGCUGUAGAAACAUUACAUUCUCUGGUACAAUAUAUAAAUGAUCUCACAGAAAUUGUUAAUUAAAUUAAAGUUAAGAAUUAAGCAGAGUUUGUUAUCGCAUAUUAAAGUCACAUGAAAAAAAUUAAGGCAGAAUUGAAAGAAUUAAAAAGCAAAACAGAAGAACAACAAAAUAAUCUUGAACUAAAUCAAGUUAAAAUGAAGUCGAAUGAUAAUGAAUUGACAUUAUUUAGAGAAGAAUGCCUUAAAUUAUAUGAGAAAAUCGAGUAAAAAAAUAAAGAGAUUUAAGAACUCAAAUUUUAGAUGCAGGAAUCAAAAAAAUCAAAUCACUUUCUAGAAUAAUAAAUUAAAGGAUUGAUGAAGAAACUCAAAUAAUCAGAAAUUGAAAAAGAAUAACUACCUACACCCUUAUUAGAAUAGACAUUCUGUACCACUACUCCUGCUAAUUAAUUUAAGAUUCCAAGAAGAAAAUUGACAGACUACAAUUCCAAAUUAGAUCUCUCUUCAUCGAUAUCUAAAUAUCAUUAUUCUUCCAUUAGAGAAAUGUUUUCUAUUGAAGAAUGCAACAGUAGCACAUCAAAAUUUGAUGAGAUAAUUGAAAGGAUUACUAAAUAUGUUACAUAAAUUGAACAAAAGUAUUAAAAGUAAAUUCAAAAUUUGAACACAAAAGUCAAUAAUUUAUUAAUUUCCCAAAAUAAGAAAAGUGUUAUUCGUAGCGAUCUUGAAUCCUUCUUUUUAGACUGUGUAGAAACUGUUCGAAGAGAUAUUUUAAAAAAAAAGCGACCCUUCGGAAAUACUUAAUGGUAAUAGAAUUAAAUUGAGAUGAUUACAGACUUUACCUAAUUUCAUAAGGAAGAUAAAUUAAAAAUACUAGAACUUGUAGUUAGCAAUGAAAAAAUCUUAGUCUUUUUAUAUUAAAAAUUAUUUCCAAAUCAUGUUAAUUUAGUCAUAAAAUCAAUACGUGAGGACAUCAGCAUAAAUAACUUUUUAGAACAGAGUGUUAAAUGUGAUUUAUCAAAAAGCAAUCAUCAUUAAUCUGGUGACUAUAAAGUUGAGGUACCAAAAACAACCAGAGAAGUUCGUUCAGCAUCAAUGAGCAAAUAAUUAGAAGUAAAAAGAGGAAAACUAUUAUUUAAAUAAUAUUGA